Messenger RNA from Nicotiana attenuata, 2971 nucleotides. RefSeq names its product WD and tetratricopeptide repeats protein 1. The record is from RefSeq and is a predicted model, not a curated record. The transcript is spliced from 20 exons. NCBI's taxonomy places the organism in Eukaryota, Viridiplantae, Streptophyta, Magnoliopsida, Solanales, Solanaceae. Gene Ontology annotation, cellular component: Cul4-RING E3 ubiquitin ligase complex; cytoplasm. The coding region runs from base 261 to 2609 and encodes 782 amino acids. Gene Ontology annotation, biological process: negative regulation of fatty acid biosynthetic process. Gene Ontology annotation, molecular function: protein binding.
UUCUAUUUCAUUAGCAACAGAAAAACACAUGACAAGAUGAAAAAUGGUUCGUGGCUGAGACGUGGAGCUAAACGUCGCCGUAUGACAACAACCGACUCUUCAUUUCUCUUCUGUUCCUUUCGGUUUGUGUUCAAUACUACUGGUUUCUGAUGAUCGCCAGUAGAUACAUACACUCGUCAUUCUCACCUUCUCCGAAUUCACCAACCUAGGGUUUUCGAACUCUCUGGAUUCUUCCGUGCAAUUUCUAGAAACUUCGUCAAAUGGAAUCACUCUGUUUCCACGACGGCAACAUCACUGACUUGAUCAACAAACGAUCCCUCCACGUUCGCCAUGACUCCGGUCAUGGAUUGCAGAUGCACUCCUCUUUGGUGGAAAGAAUGGCCUUAGAAAGAGAAUUGGAGGGGCAUCAGGGUUGUGUGAAUGCGAUAGCUUGGAACUCUAAAGGCUCGCUUUUGAUAUCUGGAUCAGAUGAUACAAGAAUGAAUAUCUGGAGUUAUUCAAGCUGCAAACUUUUGCAUUCCAUUGAGACCGGUCACACUGCCAACAUAUUCUGCACGAAGUUUGUUCCAGAAACUUCAGAUGAGCUAGUCGUUUCUGGAGCAGGAGAUGCUGAAGUUCGUCUUUUUCAUUUGUCUCAUCUAAAGGGAAGAGGUGCUGAAGACGGUGCUUUGACUCCGUCCGCUCUAUUUCAGUGUCAUACUAGGAGGGUUAAGAAAAUAGCUGUCGAAGUUGGGAAUCCUCAUGUAGUAUGGAGUGCUAGUGAAGAUGGGACAGUGAGGCAGCAUGACUUACGGGAGGGUGCGUCUUGUCCCCCAGCUGGUUCUUCUCGUCAAGAAUGCCGUAAUAUACUUCUUGACUUACGCUGUGGAGCUAAGAAAUCAUUAACUGAUCCUCCGAAACAGUUGUUUGCUCUGAAGUCGUGUGAUAUUAGCUCCACAAGGCCUCAUUUGCUCCUUGUUGGUGGAAGUGAUGCUUUUGCUCGGUUGUAUGAUAGGAGAAUGCUGCCUCCAUUAUCCUCGAGUCAAAAAAAGCUGCCACCUCCACCUUGUGUCAGCUACUUCUGCCCAAUGCAUCUUUCUGAUCGUGGACGUUCCAGCUUGCAUCUGACUCAUGUCGCAUUUAGUCCCAACGGAGAGGAGGUUUUGCUUAGCUACAGUGGAGAACAUGUAUACUUGAUGGAUGUGAAUCCUGCACAUGGAGGUUCUAUGCCGUAUACUUCAGGAGAUGCGUCAAACCUGAUGAAUUUUGCUCCCUUGCUCAAUGGAAUCGAAUUGCAAUCAUCAGUUAGUGGAAUCUUUGUAAACAGUUCUUCAUCGAAAAGAAUUCCAGCUACCAAGCAGCUAGAAAAAUGCAAAAAAUUGAUUCAGAUGGCAAUGAAGUCUUUGAAAGAAGAUUCCAACUUUUAUUAUGGGAUAGAAGCUUGUAAUGAAGUCUUGGACGGUUGCAGGGAUGACGUUGGUCCCCUUCUAACCUUCGAAUGUUUAUGCACUCGUGCAGCAAUAUUGCUCAAGAGGAAGUGGAAAAAUGAUGCACAUAUGGCUAUAAGAGAUUGUCAUAGAGCUAGAAAGCUCAAUUCAUCUUCCUUUAGGCCUCUUCUUUUGAUCGCUGAUGCUCUUUCACAGUUGGGUAAACAUAAAGAAGCAUUGGAGUUCGCUAUUGGCGCUCAAUCCUUGGCUCCAUCUGAUUCUGAAGUUGCCCUAAAGGUGGAGAGUAUAAAAGAUCAUAUCACUGCAGGAAUGCUAAUUCAUAUUCAUGCUUUAAUGCGUACCAACAAUAUUCCUGGAUUUACAGCUGAAGCAGACAAAGCAAAUAAGGCAAAUGGAGGAGAAUCUAGGUCAGAUCCUCGGGCAGGAAGAGUAUUAUCUCUAAGUGACAUACUUUAUCGUUCGGACGCAAACAGUGAUGCAUCGCAAGAUGGUCCCAGGUCUGAAAGAGAUGAUUCUGAUGAUGACGAGGAGUUAGAAUUGGCUUUUGAAACAUCAAUAUCCGGUGAUGAAGGACGGGAUGUUGAUCUCGAUGUCCUCCAUGGAAGUUUGAACUUAAGAAUUCAUAGGAGAGGCGAUUCCACUGGGGAGACUGGACGAGCAAAUGGUGCUAGUGGUUCGCCAACCUCGAGUCAAAAAGAGAAAGCAGCUUACAAGCCUGAAGUAGUGAUAGAUAUGAAGCAAAGAUAUAUUGGUCAUUGCAACGUAGGCACUGAUAUAAAACAGGCGAGCUUUCUUGGAGAACGAGGUGAAUAUAUUGCUUGUGGAAGUGAUGAUGGAAGAUGGUUUAUUUGGGAGAAACAAACUGGUAGACUGAUAAAAAUGCUUCAUGGAGAUGAAGCUGUUGUAAAUUGUGUACAGUGCCACCCAUAUGAUUGUGUUGUGGCUACCAGUGGAAUUGAUAGCACCAUUAAGAUUUGGACUCCGAGUGCGUCUGUCCCUUCCCUCGUGGCUGGUGGAGCUGCAGGACCAGAGACUUCCAAUGUGUUAGAUGCAAUGGAAAGCAAUCAACGCAGAUUGUGCCGCACGCGUGAAGCUGUCUUGCCUUUUGAAUUUUUGGAGAGAUUUAGGAUGCACGAGUUUACAGAAGGCAGCUUACAUCCAUUCGAAUGCACGCAGAGCUGAUUUUCUUAAACACUGGUGGAUAUGAAGUUUAUCCGGUGGACAUGCUGGCAUGGGAAGGAAGAGAGAGGAAUGUAUAGUUAACCAAGUCGAUAAAAAAUUUUGGGUCCCAAACCAGCUGAAGUUUGAUCCAAUUGUAAUUCAUAUUUCUGUGCAGUCUUUCCUGGUGAAAUGUUUCACUGUAUUAUAUUUUAAUUCUUCUCAGCUGUCCUCUCUUCCUGCGAGGUCUUUGUAAAUAUAUAUCUCGGUCUUUUAUCUUACAUAGUAAUACAUUCAAGUUAAACAUGGUCUAUCCUCAUUGUAUUUGAUUGAUAGUUCGAGGCUUAGAUUAGCUAUAGUAGAGUGCCGUUGGCUUCACCUUUUAA